AUGGCUAUGAUUCGAAAGUCUCUUGAGGCUGGCCUUCAGCUUGAGACUAACACCCCAGUGCUCGAAGUUUCUCAAGCCGACGGUGAGCAUGGUAGUUGGACUAUCACGACUGGUCGCGGCAAUAUCACUGCCAAUAAGGUGAUACACGCCACCAACGGGUAUGCCUCCCAUCUACUGCCGGAACUUGAUGGGCGCAUCAUUCCCCUGAAGGGUCACGUUGCGGCCAUCGCGCCUCCACCCGCAUACGUCGACUUACCGCUAUCUACUUCCUUUGCGUUCGUGUCCGAUGAGAAUUACGACUAUCUUGUUCAACGUUCCGGUUCUCAAAAGUACCUGAUCUGGGGCGGAGGAGAAGGUGCACAUCCGAACGGGCCUGAGGGCGGCUACGGAGACUGCGAUGACUCCUUUGCCGUUCCCGAGGUGCUUGACUUCAUCAAAGAAGGGCCAUCUCGGACUUUCAAGGGCUGGAAGGAGUCUAUCGAAAGUCCAAGUUCCGGAGUCAAAGAUCCUGUUCCAUUUGCUUGGAGCGGCAUCAUGGGGCUCAGUAAGGACCUGUUGCCUUUCAUAGGAGAGCUGCCUGGAAAGCCUGGCCAGUAUCUCAUCGGCGGCUAUCACGGUCACGGAAUGGCCCGCGUAUUCCUGUCAACAAAAGCCUUUUGCGACCUUUUCCUCGGACAAGCAAUCGACUCCCGCGUUCCAUCGCCUUAUUUUGAUCUAGAGUCUAGGCUUAGAGAGCCUGUUGACAUGUCCAAAGUGGGGGGCAUCUUGUAG
This is a messenger RNA of Colletotrichum fioriniae, 771 nucleotides long. The record is from RefSeq and is a predicted model, not a curated record. Lineage: Eukaryota; Fungi; Ascomycota; Sordariomycetes; Glomerellales; Glomerellaceae.